Molecule: messenger RNA, 525 nt
Organism: Rhodofomes roseus
Lineage: Eukaryota; Fungi; Basidiomycota; Agaricomycetes; Polyporales; Fomitopsidaceae
Product: trafficking protein particle complex 2
Exons: 3
Coding region: 1-525 (174 amino acids)
Biological process (GO): endoplasmic reticulum to Golgi vesicle-mediated transport
Cellular component (GO): cytoplasm; TRAPP complex; nucleus
Source: RefSeq, a predicted model, not a curated record
AUGCCACCCCAGCCCCGUCUGAACGCCGUCGCCUUCGUCUCGCCGCAGAACCACCCCAUCCUCAUCCGCACCUUCGCCCAGCCGCGCCAGGAUGAGCUCAAGUAUCACUACAUCGCCCACACCAGCCUCGACGUGAUCGAGGAACGCAUUGCGUCCGCGCAGGCGGCCAAGUCGACGGAGUGCUACCUCAGCCUGCUGUACACGAUGGAGGACGUCGCGGUCUACGGCUACGUCACGCCCCUGCGCGUAAAGAUCAUCCUCGCGCUCGCCCUGACCGACGCCGUCGUACGGGAUAUAGACGUCAUCGCGAUAUUCAAAGCGAUGCAUACCGCAUACCACCUCUCUGUCGCGAACCCGUUCUUGAAGGUGAACAUGCCCCUCGAGAGCGUGAACGACCACGCCGCAAUGCUCUCCGCGGGGAGCGCGAAGUGGAAGGCCUUCCGCCAGCGAGUAGACGACGUCGGCAGAGUCAUGGGCGCGUCCAUCCCUUCCUCUACGUCCAACGCGUCCACGCAAUCGCAUUGA